AUGGUUUUACAAGUCCAACCUGAUCUCGAGCGGUAUAUAGAUAUUCUCCUCGAUGAGGCAGGAUUGUGUGCGGAUGGAAUCGAAAAUGAUACAGAAUUCGCCGACUUGGGUAUCGAUCACGUAUUGGCUCGUGCCAUUAUCGAAAAGAUCGGCCAAACGACCCACUUGUGUCUACCAGACGACUUCUUCGAGCAUGCACCAGAUGUGCAGAGUUUCAUUCAUCAACUGGAAAAACUCACAAAGGGUGGUCGAAAUGGUCAGGCACCAAAAUUCAAGCCUGUUUCAAAUGGAGAGAGAUCAAAAAUGGAGGAGUCUGGCAGGGCUUCCGUGAAAACGGAAAAACAACCGAGCAAGAUACCAUUGAUUAUGCGGCUCCAGACAAGUUCCACGGGAACUUCAAGAAACCUCUUUCUUAUGCCAGAUGGCUCGGGUUCUGCAAUGUCAUAUGCACGAAUUCCCAAGCUUGGGAAUGACUGGACUCUUUAUGGUCUCAAUAGCCCUCAUCUUGGCAUUGGACCCAGCGAGAUUUCCAUAAAUGGUCUGGCUUCUCUUUGGAUUGAUGAAAUCAUGCAGACGCAACAUCAAGGCCCUUAUAUACUCGGUGGGUGGUCUGCUGGUGGAUACUACAUUACCGAGGUAGCGCGCUUGCUGCUUGAGCGCGGAGAACGUGUAGAGAGCCUCAUCAUUGUAGACUCUCCUUGCCGACUUGAAUACGGCGCGCCACCGGUUGCGUUGUUCCAGUUUCUUGCGGACAGCGGCCUUAUGGGGAACUUUCCCAAAGGAGCAGCAAAAUGGUUGAUGGACCAUUUUGCUGGGACAAUGGCGGCAGUUAGCAAGUAUCAACCAGCACCAGUUCUGGGUGUGCGAAGAGUCUAUAUUAUCGAAGCACGGGAUGGUGUCCUUCGCAGUGAAAAAGAGGCUGUCGGCAGCGGACUUGAUCUGUCAGUCGCAGUAACAAAGAUGUUGCUAUUGCGGGGAGAUACUGAUUCAGUUCGUGGGUGGAACAAGCAGUUUCCUAAUUCCAAGGUCCUGUGGUCGCAAACUAGCGGUAAUCAUUUCAGCUUAGUUCAUCCACCGCAUGUGGAUACGCUGGGAAGGUUGCUACGAGAAGUGAUCAAUGGUGAUGCUGAUCAUCUGGAACACUGGUCUCCUUGCACCGAAGAAAGUAUGUAG
Molecule: messenger RNA, 1173 nt
Organism: Exserohilum turcica Et28A
Lineage: Eukaryota; Fungi; Ascomycota; Dothideomycetes; Pleosporales; Pleosporaceae
Exons: 1
Coding region: 1-1173 (390 amino acids)
Biological process (GO): biosynthetic process
Source: RefSeq, a predicted model, not a curated record